Molecule: messenger RNA, 1335 nt
Organism: Uranotaenia lowii
Lineage: Eukaryota; Metazoa; Arthropoda; Insecta; Diptera; Culicidae
Product: gastrula zinc finger protein XlCGF52.1
Exons: 1
Coding region: 106-1335 (409 amino acids)
Biological process (GO): cell fate commitment; regulation of transcription by RNA polymerase II
Cellular component (GO): nucleus; cytoplasm
Molecular function (GO): RNA polymerase II cis-regulatory region sequence-specific DNA binding; histone deacetylase binding; DNA-binding transcription factor activity
Source: RefSeq, a predicted model, not a curated record
AACUGGCAACCCGGUGUGAAAUAAUUGAGCAAAAAUCAACAAUUAAUAGAAAGUAAAUCAUUGUUUGUGCCUUUUUUUUCUGAAGUGUGUUUAAUUAAGCCGAACAUGACUGAUUUGAAAGAAUGCACUAUUUGCUGCAAACCGCUGAGAACCCGGUCCAGCCGCAACUAUCACGAGCACUGUGCCAAUCCGGAACGUAAACCAUUCAAGUGCGAUCGCUGUGAGCGUACAUUCAGUUCCAAAUAUCACAAAACAUUCCACGAAGAGGUACACAUGGCACGUAGACUAUCCUGUAGCUACUGUGACAAAUCAUAUCAACACCAACGUGAUCUUGACCUUCAUCAGCGUGAACAUGAACAUUCGCCUGGGUUCGGAUGCAACAGAUGUUCGGAAAAAUUCGACACAACCGAAGCCCUAGCGAAGCACAAAAAAUGCCACGAACCAAAGGAACGUUUCAAAUGCAGUCAAUGCGAGUUAACUUUCAGUUUGAAAGGAAAUUUAACCAAACAUGUUAGAAUUUUACACUCCAAGUCGGAAAAAUUUAAAUGUGAUCAAUGUCCAAAAGAGUUUUCACGAAAAAAUGCACUGCAAUUUCAUUUGUUAAGUCAUAUGUCCCGUAACUUCCAAUGCCGAUUAUGUGAAAAAGGGUUUUUUGACAUGAGAAACCUAGAGCGCCAUAUGAAAACUCAUAUAACUGCUAAAGAAUUCAGCUGCAGUACAUGCGGGAUAACUAGUUCACGCAAAGAUAACAUAAUGCGACAUGUGAGGAGCUUUCAUCCCGGAAUCGAUCACCAGAAUGCUGUUCUUAAAAAUGAAAUAAGAGAUCAACUAGGUAGAAUCAAACAGGAUGCUGAAAAGAGUAACAAAAAUAAGCAAUCAAAGGAAUGCUCUGAUUCCGCUAGUGCAUUUUCCAAUCGGAUAAGCGUUAUACGUACAGUAGGUACACCCAAACCUGUGGAAAAAAUCAAAAAAAUUGAUGCCCCUCAGCAAUUAAGACUAAAUUCAAAACCGUCAACAAAACCCGUAGUUGAUCCCCUAGAAAUUUAUCGAAAAAUUCUACGACCUAGCAACGAUGACGAUGAUGAAGAAGAUAACGAAAAUCAUAAAACUACUACAGUCAGUCGAAACCAAUCUGAAUCCUCCCAGUCACAUCCAACAGAUGAUCAUAAUGAUCAACACCCUUCUUACGCUACAUCAACGAUGAGCUCAACAGUGGAUAGCAGAAAUACCGACAGACUACACCCCGUAGUUAGUAAUAUUUCUUCUAUAAAUAAUUUUUCUGAAGUUCAUUGGCGAAAGCAAAAAUCUCAAUUUUUUACCAAUUCUACUAGAUGA